AUGGCCCACAGUUCCACGGCUACGCGAUCCGCGCGACCACCUGGCACGGACUGGCAAGACUCCUACUUCACGCUAGAGGAGCGCUAUCGGCGGCUGCAGAAGCGGUUCCAUGCCCAGGAACAGGAGCUAAAGUUGAUGAAAGUUGCGCAACGAAAGAAGGACGCCCCGUCUACAGGCCCAUCCUUGUCUUCCGUUUCCGCGCGGCGCCUGCCACAGCCCGCACUUCGCUCUGAGCCCCGCUAUACGGAGGCGUCGCAGCGCAAUGUGGAGGUCUCUGGACCGAGCUCUCCGCGGUGCUUUCCAACCCCGCAGAAUGGCAACAGCGGUAGUGCGCCUGCUCACACCUCGCUGGGAAUUUCGGCCUUGCCGAAUCGAUGGGUGGACUACCAAAUCAGCCGCGCAGACUCUAUCAACGACUCCCAGCAGCCGUCGCCACCACAGGCUGCUUUGUACGCCCAGCCUUCAUCGUCGCCAAAUCAGCCGCCUGUACAGCAGCAGCCGCAGCCGCAUGGAGUGGAGGAGUACAUCGCGGUGCCCUCUGCGGCUGCUCCCCAGGCGGCUCGGGUGGCCGCCAUCGCCGAGGCGAGCGCGUGGGGCGAGGCAGGUGCACUGCCCGAUCCAGCCAUGGUGUGGGGCACCGACGGCCGCAGUAGCAUGCAAAAUUACGUGGUGGCUAGCGCUCUCUACCACGCCAACGAGGAGCUCCGCCGCAAGCUUAACGAGUCCGUGACGGCGCUGCAAACUCUUCAGCAAGAGCUGGGGUGCAGUCGUGCGCAGCACGCGGCGUUGCAGACGCGGCUGGAGAACGUGUCUGCGCAGCUUCACCAGCUCGUGCGUGAGCGCGACCUGUCAUCGCAGAAGUACACCAACGCGAGCCACACCAUAGCGGACCUCGAGCGCACCCUGCGUGACCGCAUCAGUGAGGAGGAAAAGAUUCGGUUUUCAUUGGAGAGCCAAAUAACGGAGCUGCGCAGCCGCCUCGUAGUGGGGGCAGACAGCAACGAGUUGUUGCAGAAGGACGUGCGUAGCUUGCUGUCCGAGACGCGGGACCGAACGGCGGAGGUGAUGAAGCUGCGCUCGAACCUGGCGCUGGCCGAGUCCGCUCUGUCGUCGCAGAGGCAUGUGAACGAGAACAUGCUGGUGGAGCUGAAAAGUCUGAGCACCCAGCUUGUGGAGGAGCGCAAGCGACUCAUCACGGUGACACGCGAAGCACAUCUUUCCUCUCUCAGCGGGACGCGUGUGGAGGAUCUAGAGCAGCAGCUGCAGCGUGUGCAGGAGGAACGCAAUGCCAUUGAGCGGGAGCACAUCAAACUCAUGUCGGAUUUUGUGCACAUCACUGAGGACGCCCUGGGGCACGCUCGAGAAGAGGUGCGGAGGGACGUAGCGGACUGGAAGGCGGCCGCCACCCACUGGGAGCAGGUGUCCCAGCUGCUUUACAAGGACAUCGCUGAGCGCACCCAGCAGCACCUGCAGUGUCGUGCCGAAUGUGAGGAGGCUCAGGGCCAGCGCGACGCAGCGGAGUUGCAGGUGCGUUCACUGAAGGGGGAGGUGGCCCUGCUCACCGCAAAGCUUGACGUGGUGUGGCCCAGCCACGCGACGGACGCGAAGGACUUGACGGCGGAGGAGAUACUCAACGUCUUUGGUCGAAAAGAUCGCGCGGGCAUUUUCUUGUUCGACGAGCGCCGCCGCCGCCGAGCUGCAGCGCUUCGCCGCAGCGGAGCCAACGAUGGCGAGGCGACUGGCGCGUCUGCCACGGGGGAGACCGCCGCCGCCGCUGAAGAGGAUGAUGGCGGCGGCGGUGAGAAUGCUGGCUUUGACCUGGCGGCGGCAGUGCUCGGCGAUCUCCCAGCUGACCCGACGACCGUCGCCUGCCAAUUGCAGGAGCUUCACGAGGCGAACGCGGCGCUCAUCUCUGAAGUGCACCAGCUGCGGCUCACAAACGACUUGCUGCAGGACCGACUGGAUAGGCUUACGGGGAGACAGAAGGAAGAGCAGGCCCGCGUGGCCGCGGCAGAGGUGUCACUGCAGCAGCGAGAGAGGGCGGGGCACCAGUUGCUAGAGAAACAGCUGGACCGCGUGGCCUUCCUUGAGGCGCAGGUGAGGUCAUUACGCGGCUAUCAUGUCCCCGCGAACGCCCCCAUUGGCGAGGUCGGUGAGAACGAGAACAUCUUUGAGCUGUACCUUGGCCAGCUCGUCGCUGCCGAGGUGCCGGAGGGGAUCGAGGUGCCGGAGAUGUUCUCCACCAUGUUCUGCUCUGCUGACUUCUUGGUGCAUGAGACGGUCACCACUGGCACUGUGCGCGGCUUCAACGGCUUCUUCGAGGUGACCGCAUCGUUCUGCGUGUCGAUGGACGCGCUCCUAUUCUACUACCUGCACACGCGCCAACUACUGAUUCAGCUGCACCGCGUUCGUAAUGCAGAGGAGGCAGCCGCCAUGACGCUAGCCGCAGCGGCCGGAGCGGGUGACGAGGAGACGCACCUCUCAGCGACAGACGCUGUUGACACCGGGACUACGCACAGCGCGCACGGUGCCAGCUCCAGCGGUAGCAUGCACCCAUGCCUUCGCAUGGCCGAGCAUAUGUUCGAGACAAUCGCGGAGGGUCAGGUGAGCCUGGCCGACAUUGUGCUGCGGGAGGACUGCCUCCAAUCCAACCGCCCAACGCUGAAGGGCCACGUGCACCUGGUCACACCUGCAGGCCGGCACCUCGCCUCCGUCGAGUUCCGCCUGACGGCGCGGCGUCCCUACUCGGCCGACUUUGUGCGACUCGUGGAAAAAUCGGUGGCAACCGCCAUCGCCGAGGGUGCCGCUGCCGCCUCCGGCAAGGAGGCAGGCGACGAGCAUGACGCGUCGUCGCACCUGCUCGACUGGAUGCGGACUACCGCCAGCACUUCACUGGGCGCCGCCGAGCAUCGGCGGCAAGAGUCUGGCCAGGGGCCGACGCUGACCCCGCGCCACACGCGUAGCGCCGCGAAGACCACCUCCACCGACCCCCACCUCCACACUCGCCACAGUCGACUGCAGCUGGUGCCGGUUGCCUCUGCCGACGGGGACACGUCAUCGACCGCUUCGUCCUUCUUCAUCCAACAGCAGUCGCGCAUGGCGGGCACCGCUGGGGCGCUAGUGGUGCACCUUCCCCCGCCUUCGCCGCCGCCACGACAGCGUUGGCCAAGCGCGUCCUCGCGGGGUAGAAGGGAAGGAAGCGACGUGCAGGCUGCUCGUCACAGAGGUGGCGGCUCGCCGUUCAGCAGCCGAGCCGACCACGACUCCGACAUGGAGCGCAGCCCUGUCUCCGCCUCUUUCAUGCACGUUGAUCGCUCGCUUCUGUCGGCGCAGCCGGUGGUUGGAGGGAGCGGCGGCGAAGGCUCGAGGGUGAUGCGGUCAGCCAUUCAAUGUCUCUGGGUAGAUGUGGAGCGGCUGGAGCUGCCGGCCGACCUGCCACCGCCCAUCCCGCGGCUGUCCUGCUACUUUCGUGUCGAAGCAGCCGACGUCGAGGUGUGGCUCGACGCGCCACCGACGCCGCGCUACACGUGGGAGUAUACGCUUGACGUUCGAGACGGCAGAGUCGGCGCCUACGGUGCAUCGCUGCCGGUACGUUCCGUCACGCAGCUCGCCUCUGUCCUGCGCGAGCCGCUUGUCGUUUUCCUGCUCGACGCCGACGCCAUGGAGUCCACGAGCGCUGCUGCCGUCACCGAUCCGUGCGUGUGGGCCAUGGCUGUGUGCGAGUGGGCACAAGUGGUGCAUCGACCCAAUGAGCCGCAGUCCUUCGCCUUACCGCUUCUGCGGCGCGAUCAGUCCGUUGUACACGGGGCGGUGCUGCGGCUAUCCCUGACCGCCUCCACCAUCGGCGCGCGUUCGAGCCCGCCACACGCAGAGCCAUCGCCCUCGCAGCUGCACACCACUGGGUUGAAUACCAGAAGCCCGCCUUUCAUACCACCACCCCCGAUGUCGCCGCCGCCGCCACCGCUACCAGAGGAACUGUCGCCGCCGAGGGACCUCUCUAUGGAGGAGGAGUUGCUGAGGCUCGAAUACAAGGAUCGCACCGGGCGCAGCUUCGUGUAA
This is a messenger RNA of Leishmania major strain Friedlin, 4059 nucleotides long. RefSeq lists its product as hypothetical. Bases 1 to 4059 code for a protein of 1352 amino acids. Lineage: Eukaryota; Euglenozoa; Kinetoplastea; Trypanosomatida; Trypanosomatidae. Gene Ontology annotation, cellular component: ciliary transition zone. Gene Ontology annotation, biological process: non-motile cilium assembly. The transcript has a single exon. The record is from RefSeq and is a predicted model, not a curated record.